Molecule: messenger RNA, 6367 nt
Organism: Piliocolobus tephrosceles (Ugandan red Colobus)
Lineage: Eukaryota; Metazoa; Chordata; Mammalia; Primates; Cercopithecidae
Gene: EIF4E2
Product: eukaryotic translation initiation factor 4E family member 2
Exons: 8
Coding region: 666-1376 (236 amino acids)
Biological process (GO): translational initiation
Cellular component (GO): cytoplasm; eukaryotic translation initiation factor 4F complex
Molecular function (GO): translation initiation factor activity; RNA 7-methylguanosine cap binding
Source: RefSeq, a predicted model, not a curated record
UGACAACAGCAACAUCAAAGAUCACUGAUCAUAGAUCACCAUAACACAGAAAUCAUGAAAAGUUUGAAAUAUUUUGAGAAUUACCAAAAUGUAACACAGACACGAAGUGAACACAUGCUGUUGGAAAAAUGGCGCUAAUACAAUUGCUGGACUCAGGGCUGCCACAAACCCUCAAUUUGUUUUUAGAAAGUCCUAUCUGCGAAGCGCAAUAAAACGAGGUAUGCCAUAGUAUAGAGGCGCUGCCGCCAAAGGAAAGCCUCCGGAAGGUUGAGAGAGAUACCGGAGAGUGCGUCCCGCACUGGAGGAGGAGGAGGAAGGUUUUUACCAGGCAGCGAGUCCAGAGCCCGCGCUGUCAACGACGCAGUGCUGCCUUUUUUCGGAGGCGCUGCGGGAGGACGCCUGGACACGCUCCCUUAGGAGAGCGGGCGGGUCACGGGACCUGGACGGCCACAAACCUGAGGCCUGAAGCCAGCUCUGCCGCUGAAGCCAACCCUCUGCGCAGCCGCCCUGGGCUGGCGUCCCGAGAUAGCCGCCCCCAAACCGGGCCUGCGCGUGGACGUUCCGCUGUGCCCCGCGCAAAACCGGAAGUACCCGGACCUAAGGCUGAGGGACCCGGUGGAGCGGAAGUCACUCCCUGAGGCAGUGGCGACAGCCGCGGCGAGAGGAUGAACAACAAGUUCGACGCUUUGAAAGAUGAUGACAGUGGGGACCAUGAUCAGAAUGAAGAAAACAGCACACAGAAAGAUGGUGAGAAGGAAAAAACGGAACGAGACAAGAAUCAGAGCAGUAGCAAGAGAAAGGCUGUUGUUCCUGGACCAGCAGAGCAUCCCCUGCAGUACAACUACACUUUUUGGUACUCCAGGAGAACCCCCGGCCGUCCCACCAGCUCACAGAGCUAUGAACAGAAUAUCAAACAGAUUGGCACCUUUGCCUCUGUGGAGCAGUUCUGGAGGUUUUAUAGCCACAUGGUACGUCCCGGGGACCUGACAGGCCACAGUGACUUCCAUCUCUUCAAAGAAGGAAUUAAACCCAUGUGGGAGGAUGAUGCAAAUAAAAAUGGUGGCAAGUGGAUUAUUCGGCUGCGGAAGGGCUUAGCCUCCCGUUGCUGGGAGAAUCUCAUUUUGGCCAUGCUGGGGGAACAGUUCAUGGUUGGGGAGGAGAUCUGUGGGGCUGUGGUGUCUGUCCGCUUUCAGGAGGACAUUAUUUCAAUAUGGAAUAAGACUGCCAGUGACCAAGCAACCACAGCCCGAAUCCGGGACACACUUCGGCGAGUGCUUAACCUACCUCCCAACACCAUUAUGGAAUACAAAACUCACACCGACAGCAUCAAGGCCUGGGAGGAGUUUCAUGGCCUGGUGAACAGCAGCGGCCGCUGAUCGGACGCUCCCCCUCUGUCUCUCACACUCAGGGGACAAUUCAAGCUUUCGAAAUACAAAAAUCACAUUGUGAAAGUACACAAGCUGGCAAUAAUCCUUUUCUGUAUGUGUGUGUUUGUCCGAAAUGGAUGGGAGGCCUCCAGCCAGUCCUUCCAUUGCUCACUGAAGGGACGUCCCUGAGUCGUGCGCUCCCCUUUUGCACUCAUUCCUGGAGGACGGAUUCCACUAGACACCCUCCAGCAUCGCUGACUUUAUAAGGCGGAAAAACGGAAAACGUGACUUUGUAAUAGACAUUGUUUUUUAAUGGGGUUCCAUGGGGGGCGUUCAGCCUUUCUGUUCGCUGUGUCCUGUCCAGAUGCCUCUUGGGCAUCCUGUUGUUCUCUUCCCGUGCUGUACAAAGGGUACCAUGGCCACGUGUAGAUGCCAGAGCUGUUGAUGAGAGUUACCAGUAUUAUGAAUGUCUGUGCAUCCAGGAAAAGCUUUCUGUUGGAGAGUCCCAGAAUAGCUGUAAAUGCUCUCUUCUAGCUAUGCCAUUAAAUUAUUGGGACACUUUGUUUCUUUCUCUCCCCUCCUCCAAGCCCACCACUUUCUGAAGCUGUGUUACUGAUGUGAUGACUGUCCAGGAUUUUGUAUCAUCCCCUGCCUUAUGCCCUCCAGUCUCCUCUCCUGUGGGACUCUCUCCUUCUUAGGCACAGCUACACUUAGAAUUGUAAUCCAGUGACUCUUACAGGUUUCACUGAGGCAGCUUAGAGGGAAUGCCUUAGUAAACUGAACUGAAGCAGAAUCUAGUUUGAUUAGGAGCUAGAUUAUAAUCUAGGUUCCAAGUACAGAAUUUGGAGCUGAGGACAGUGAUUGAAAUCAUUUUCCCAUAUGAGCAGAGCCUGUGUGUCAGGCCUGUUUCCCGUAUGAGCGGAGCCUGUGUGCAAGCCUGUUUCUGGCAUGUCCCUCAUUGAGGAAGGGAAGCAAAAGCUGGUUAUUGCCAGGCCUAUUAACACUUAGUAUGAAAAUUCUAUCAUCCCGAAACUGGGGCAUCUGAGGAAAAGGCGACCUUGCUGGAUGGCUUUAUUUGCAUGGCUCUGCCUGUCUGCAGUGGUUGAGUCCUUAUCACCUGGUAUGUGUAUGAGCAAAUGUGUGCUGAUCGUGAUGCCCAGGCAGAAACCUCUUGAAAACUACUGCAGGCAUGCUUUAAAAAUGACCAGUCACUCAUCAGAGAAGCUGGGUGAUCUGACUCCCGAAGGACUGAAGUCAGAGAGGUCAAAAGAGCACCUAGGAUUCAAAUAAAUUGAGUCAGAGUCCUAUAGCAACCUCCAAGUAGCACUGUCUUAUUUGGUUCUUGUGAGCAAAGACUGCAGUACCUUAAAUUAAGGCCUCUCUUUAAAACAUAUCCUUGAAGACUAGGGGAUCCUUGGCCACCUGGUCUUAGAGAAAUCAUAUGAGAAUAACAGGCAUUUCCUUAUUGUAUUUAUAUUACUCUCCUCCUACUUUUCCAUUCCUGAACACCCUCUAAUGACCACUGUUUUGGGGAUGCUUUUUUCCUGAAAGAACGGGGAGUACAGGGGCCAAAAGGGAGGUGCUUCUAUUACAGGUCAAGUUAGAUAAGAUCUAGCAGUGAUUUAAAUUCCAGGAAUAUGAAGAGUGCAUUCUAGUGUCCAGACAGUUGUGAAGGGCUCGGCAAAUACAAGAGCACCAUUGGCUACAUGGGGAGCAAAGGCUGUCUUUGAAAACCCCAGGGAGGUCUUCACUUUUGCCUAAACUCAGAUUUGCCAUGAAAAUUCCAAAGAGAUCUGAUACUUGGAUUUGCCCUCCUCUGGGCGUCUACCUGACUGUUGUGUGUGGGGGGAAGUCAGUGUGUAUGUGUACAGCAUGCUUAGGAGUGAGUGAGUGAGUGGUCAAGCCUACUGGUUAGGUGUGUUGUCCAUAGUUUUUCUUUUUCUUUUCUUUUCUUUUUUUUUUUAUUCAGAGUUUUGAAUCUUAUGUUUUCUAGAGCUGCUCAUGUUUCCCCUUCCUCUUUGUCGUUGUAGUAUUUGACAGUUGUCUUUUCCAUCAAAAACAUACUGGCCUUAGGCUGGUUAGAGCAAGAGGUUAUGUCUAUUAGGCAGCAUCUUACCCGCAGUGUUCUCCCAGAUGUUCUGCCUAACAGGUUUAAGUGGGAGAUUAAAUAGUCAGUUUAUCUAAACCCUCCAUUUUUCCCAACUAGCUUGAGAGGUCUUUUCAUCUACUUUUACUCCAUGGGCCUCUGAUAUGCUGAGAUGUGAUACGGUUAUGAUUAUGGUAUCACCUGUUAUAGAGACAAAGGGAGAAAGGUCUACCAGGGCCAACGUAACCAGAAUGUGAGGAGAGUGGAGAGUCGGUCUCCACUUUGCACAGUUGGGGCUGUUCUCCUCUAACCCCUUUGCUGGGUUUUCUGUUUGAAAUUGGCUCCUACUCCUCUCCAGCCCUUUGCUGGAUUUUCUGUUUGAAAUUGGCCCCUACUCCUCUCCAGUGCUCUGCUUUUUGAAUCCUCCUGUUCGUGUGUGUGUGUGUGUGUGUGUGUGUGUGUGUGUGUGUUUUCCCUGUGAUACUGGCAGUGGCAAUAAUUUUCCACCCAGAGAGAAGCUUGUGGUCCACAAUGCUCGAAGAAUGAAUUUCCAAGUAUUUGCCAGUGGAAAUGGAGCAGAGGCUAUGACAAGAAUGAUUUAGUGUUGCACUUUCAGAGCAAUUAUCUACUGCAGUAAUAAAUGGAAAAUAUCAGCAAGAACCAGGUCGUGGACUUGUUAAUACAAAGGAACCGGGGGUACUGUUACUAAUUCUGUCCUUCAGUGUAUGAGUCUCAAGCUUAGCUGCAUCCCAAAACGAAAUAUGUGGAAUAGUCCAGGCAAUGUCAAUCUCAAUGACACAAAUGUAUUGUGGAAAUAUUCUCUGAUUGAUAUUAAUCAUUGCCACAACUCAAUUUACAUUUUUAUUAUCAAAAUAUAGUUGGUAACUCUCCUUAACUUGGGGUAAGGAAUAUUGGAAUAGAAGAAAGUUUAAAGAAUUUGAUUUUGAUGUAAAAAAUCACUCAGCCUAAGCUUGGAAUGUUUUUGUUAUUUUAAGCAGCUUAGCCUAAGGAGGGACACAUGGGCAUGCCGAUGGCUGGCUGGUGCCCACAUGAAACACUGAGGGAGAAAGAGGCUUUGCUGAGCCUCAGUUAUUGUUGACAAAGGAUUUAAAACAAUACAGUCUUGAGACUUAGUUUCUGUAGAUAGAAAUCUCCUCUCUGUGUCUGUCAGUCAUGGUCCAAAUAGGAGACAGAAACCAUGCCAGUUCAAUAAUGUGAUAAAAAGAAUUACUGACACACCAACCAAAAAAGCAAAAAACCCACACAAGAAUGAAGUAGCAAUUUCCAGAAGUGCUCUGAGGAUGGGUGUUGCUCACCUGGUCCUGGGUCUUUGAGCCCAUCAUGAAGCUGGUUCUGAGCAGGUCAGAAAUGACAACUGGGAUCACCUGCAGCGUGGACGCUUCCCUCUACUGGCAUCUACUGGAAAAAUCCAACAGGAUGCCAGCUGGCAAAGCAGAGAUGUUUGUGGAGUUCUGUCCCUGGUAUCACAAAAGCAGAGCUAAAAAGAGCGGGUGUGGAACUGAGAGACAAGAGCUUCCUAACUGGCACAGCCCCUGUGAGCCACUCAGCAUCUGCGCGCAGCCUUCUACACCUUUGAACUUCUGUCCCACCACAAAAGCAAUUAUCUGUGCCCAAGAAGAUGUAAUUAAUUGGAAGCUGUUAUCCUCUCUCAAAAACGAGGACCUGUGAAGCCCACCAGUCACUGUCAAUCUCAGAGCUGUGUUGACUCUUCUAAUUCAGUUUCAAUCCCUUCGGAAUAGAAUACAGAACAAGAGAAUGGUACUUAAACACUAAAGGGUAAAGUUUACUUCCAGAAAAAUUUGCAUGAAAUGAUGAGAGAAGAAAAUUUGUGCACAUAACAAGCAAGAAUAUGUACAUCAGCCCGGCUCGGUGGCUCAUGCCUGUAAUCCCAGCACUUUGGGAGGCCGAGGUGGGUGGAUCAUGAGGUCAGGAGUUCGAGACCAGCCUGGCUAAUAUGGUGAAACCCCGUCUCUACUAAAAAUACAAAAAUUAGGUGGGCGUGGUGGCGUGCUCCGGUAGCCCCAGCUGCUCAGGAGGCUGAGGCAGGACAAUCGCCUGAACCUGGGAAGCGGAGGUUGCAGUGAGCCGUGAUAGCGCCACUAUACUCUAGCCUGGGCGACAGAGUGAGACUCCAUCUCAAAAAAAAAAAAAAAAGAAUAUGUACAUCAUCUAUAAUGAUCAUGAGGCUGUCGGUUAUGUAUCACUUCCUUUUCCACUGCCUAUUCUGUAUUUCCUUUGCCCUCAGCCAGGAUCUCCACUGCUCAGGAUUCUUUUUUGGGUAUGGUUGAUCCAAACCUUUAUUCCUAAGGUAUCUGAAUUAGUUGUCCUUCCUUUGUUACAGUCUUUUCGUUUUUGCUAUUUGUAAAAGGGACCCCAGAAAAUUAUGGGUUCUAGACAGUUCUCCCUGGCCCUGGAAUGUAGCAGCGUUUGUUUUCCCUUGGUAAUACACCUGAGUCACUAAACCCCUUGUUUGCUUAUUGGUUCAGUGCCCAGAAGGGCCCAAAACAGCAGGUGAGCCUCAGGGUAUGAUUCAGUGAGCCGUUGUUCCCUGGAAGCAUUCCUCCUUUAAAAACCAAGCCCUCCAAACCAGCAGAACUCCAGCUGAGGGGACAGGUGAGAGGAACCGCUCCUACUUCUAUCCCUUGAUUCCCAGACCCAUGAAUCCUGGUUAUGGGAGAGACAAUACAUGCAAGGCAGAACCUUUGGGGCAGCACCCAAAGGUGGUCUCCCAAGUGGUGCUGUAAUAGUCUUCACGAGGCGUUUCGCUCUAAUGUUUGUCCAGCUGCUUCCUCCUGCUGAGAUGUGGUAUGACUGAUUACCUGGUCACAAGCCCAUUGCCUCAUUUUCUUUGCUGUGAAAUUUGUUUCUUGAUUAAAAGCAAUAUGGAAUACUA